AUGCAUUUCAACGCUUUCCUCCCCCCACUCACCUCCCGUCUCCCUCUGUCCUCCCACCCCCCUGCAACCUGCCAAUCACCCUUUCGGCCCAUGCCCCGCUCCCUCCGUCGCUCCACUCGUCCCGUCCCUACUCGCGUCCAGACCCCCGCAGCCACCCUUGACCAGACACCCUCCCGGUCCCCCUCUGUCACAAUUACCCCCACCCGCCGCCACCAACUCGCAAACUUUAUCCGUGCGGGCCCCGUCUUCCAGAAAGCUGGCCUUUUACUUCGCGAAGAGCCUGGAUGCACCACAGAACUCAAUGGCACCUGCCUCGAUGACUGGAUCGAGCUAGGCGCUAUCCUCGAAGAUGCUCUUGGAGAUCAGUCCAACGAUACCCGCGUUUACGAAUACUAUCUCCCGGUUUAUUUUUGGAUCCUUCGCGAACUGGACAUCCAUCAGGAUAACGUCCACGCACGAGGGCAAAAACAGCGCCCUUUCAUUCUUGGCUUUUGCUGCCCGCAGGGAGGUGGCAAGACCACCAUGACCACUUUCAUAGAGACGUUGCUCAAUCAGAUGGGGCGCACCGUCCAGGUCGCCAGUCUCGAUGAUUUCUAUGUCACGAAUGCUGAGCAACGCGCAAUUGCCUCAAAGCAUCCGUCCAAUCGCCUCUUACAGUACCGUGGCAUGCCGGGCACACACGACCUCGAGUUGCUCAACUCGUGUCUCGACGCGCUGCGAAAGGGCCGCCAGGUCUCCAUCCCACGCUACGACAAGACCGCCUUUGACGGUCGUGGUGAUCGCGCCCCGAAAGAGAACUGGAAGCAGGUUGGCGGAGGCGGCGUCGACGUCGUCUUGCUAGAGGGCUGGUGCUUGGGCUUCGAGCCCAUCCCCAUCGAUGGCCUUAUGGAUGAGGAUUUAGAGGUCGUCAAUGAUGCGCUGUGUGACUUUAUUAAGAUGUACACCAGGAUUGACGGCAUGUUUGUCAUCGAGAUUGCCAACAUGGAGUGGGUUUACGAUUGGAGGCUCCAAGCAGAGAGGGCCACGAUGGCGGCGGGGCGACCGGGCUUAUCGGAUGAGCAGGUCAUUGACUUUGUCGGCAGGUUCAUGCCGGCGUACAAACAGUAUAGCAAGCCGCUAUAUGAGAGAGAAACCCCGUUGUUUCCAAAGCACGAACUCCAUAUUCAGAUCGAUGAGAACCGGAAACCUAUCCAUCCAUCGGUUUAAGCUGAUCCUGGCGGUGGUCUAGCACUUGAUGUAUGUUGCAAUCCGAUGAUCUCUAUGAUGGCUAGAGAGCCCUCGCGAGGUGAAGCCAAAAACGAUGAAGGAAACGACCUGGGUGGGAAAAUUCAUGGGUUAGGUUAAUCAGGAUCAGGAUAUUAAUAUGGGCCUGCACGCAGCCCUCCUCACGGCUCUGUUCAUAACAACGUCAAAAAGUAUUUCAUUCAAAGUCUGUCCCAGAAAAAAGAAAAUGCAGCCGCGACCUUCUCCUCGGACUAGAUGAAA
Chondrus crispus (carragheen) is the source of this 1485-nucleotide messenger RNA. RefSeq lists its product as hypothetical. The transcript has 2 exons. The record is from RefSeq and is a predicted model, not a curated record. Gene Ontology annotation, cellular component: cytoplasm. Lineage: Eukaryota; Rhodophyta; Florideophyceae; Gigartinales; Gigartinaceae. Gene Ontology annotation, molecular function: kinase activity; ATP binding. Bases 1 to 1206 code for a protein of 401 amino acids.